Trypanosoma conorhini is the source of this 696-nucleotide messenger RNA. RefSeq lists its product as uncharacterized. NCBI's taxonomy places the organism in Eukaryota, Euglenozoa, Kinetoplastea, Trypanosomatida, Trypanosomatidae. The transcript has a single exon. Bases 1 to 696 code for a protein of 231 amino acids. The record is from RefSeq and is a predicted model, not a curated record.
AUGGCUCUUGCACCCUCCCAAAGAAGCCCGUGCUCAACAGCUUUGGGCGAUACAUCGCAUGUUGCCGUAGAAGCCUGUCCGGAUUUCUCUGUCUUUCUGCGAAGUUCCAGAAAUGGCAUCAAAGCAGCCAAGCGAGCUAGGGAAAAUGUCGGAGUUUCUGCGUUGAACAAAGACCCACAGAAAUCGUACAAGCGCUAUCUACCAGAGUCAAAGAGUAUUUCGUCAGAAAAUCUCCAGAGAAAGCGCAACGAAAGUCUGCCGAACUUGGGAGAUGCAAAUGCUUCUGCUGCGUGGUCACCUACACUUAAGGGUCCUGCUUUUUUUCAUCUAGCCGAUGAUGUUUUUCUUGAUCCGACCGAUGUUCAGGAGAAUACCUUGCGGCGCCAGUGCUUUCAACCUGCCUGGUCGCUUAUCGGAACGUUUAAGACUAAUAUUUAUUCUCUGGUUGAUGUAGAUCCCCGUCACGAUGUACUCAAGUGGCACCAGCAAACACCGAGGAACGAAUUCCAGCAGAUGCGGAUCCCUCUUUCCUCUAUAAAAGAAGUUAGAAUCUCGAGUGUGGCUAGAGAAGAAAUGGGCCCAAAUUGGGUAAUUGUUCGCACCUCGACCAAACCAACCCAAAUUGUGUUUGGCUUUGAGAAGUUAUCGAAUGCAAAACGAAUGAGGGCUGCACUGCAACCUUUCCCAUAUACUUAG